AUGGAUUCUUAAAACGAUUCCUCUGUAAGCUCUGAGGAUACAAAUGAUGGAAUUAUUGAAAGAGAAGAAAGUAGAUAUUAAAGAAAAGGCUAUGGUUUGAUUUUUGCUAUUCUUUUUACCCUCUUUGGGUUUACUGUGUUCCCCUAAAUAAUAUAAUAUCAAUACUUAUCCUGCCUUCAAGGCCUUUAGCCUCAAUAUAUUUAAAUGAUAAUGUUGAUUUCCACUCAUCUUUUAGGUUUCUCCUUGGGCAACUUAGGGAUGUAUUUUAUUUAUAAAGCCAAGUCCCCCUUUUUUGAAAGAUAUAGAACAAGAUAGAAUCCAUGGCCAUGGGAUGAAAAUCCAGAGCAAUGGAGAAAGAAACGCAGGGAAGUUUGGAAGAGUACUUCUAUAAAUAUGUGUUUGGGAGUGCUGAUGUGCAUCUUAGACACUUUGUUAAAUCCUUUAAUAAGGAAUGACAUAGAUUCUUUUCCAACCAUAUUUGAAAUGAUUUGGUAAAUUGUGUUUUCAAUGCUAAUUGAAGAUACAUGUUUUUAUUGGACUCAUAGAACUUUACAUUCUCCAAAACUCUAUUCAAUUAUUCAUAAAAAACAUCAUGAAUUUUACACUAGUGUGUCUUAUGCUGCCAUCUAUACACAUCCUAUUGAAUACGUAUUUGGUAAUGUUAUCCCAGUUUUUAUUGGAUAAAAGAUAUUGGGUAAUAAAAUGCAUAUAGCCACAUUACAAUUAUGGCUAUUGUUUAGAAUUGGAGAAACUAUAGAUGGUCAUAGUGGCUAUGAAUUCUCUUGGAGUCCAUAUAGAUUGUUGCCUUUUUCAAGCAGUGCUGAAUCACACAAUUACCACCAUUCUCAUAAUGUUGGCAAUUAUGGCAGUUUCUUCGUUUUCUGGGAUACGAUCAUGGGAAGCAAUAAAUCUUACAAUUCAUUCAUAGCUGACAAGUAUGGAAAAAUCAAAAAGUUAAAAUCAAAAAAAAAAGAAUGA
Messenger RNA from Paramecium tetraurelia, 978 nucleotides. RefSeq lists its product as uncharacterized. The record is from RefSeq and is a predicted model, not a curated record. Gene Ontology annotation, biological process: sterol biosynthetic process. The transcript has 4 exons. NCBI's taxonomy places the organism in Eukaryota, Ciliophora, Oligohymenophorea, Peniculida, Parameciidae. Gene Ontology annotation, molecular function: C-4 methylsterol oxidase activity; iron ion binding.